Purpureocillium takamizusanense is the source of this 426-nucleotide messenger RNA. It is a transcript of the gene CCG6, whose product is annotated as clock-controlled protein 6. Gene Ontology annotation, biological process: fungal-type cell wall organization. The coding region runs from base 1 to 426 and encodes 141 amino acids. Gene Ontology annotation, cellular component: fungal-type cell wall. Gene Ontology annotation, molecular function: structural constituent of cell wall. NCBI's taxonomy places the organism in Eukaryota, Fungi, Ascomycota, Sordariomycetes, Hypocreales, Ophiocordycipitaceae. The transcript has 3 exons. The record is from RefSeq and is a predicted model, not a curated record.
AUGAAGUUCACCGCUGCCGUCGUCCUCGCCGCCGCUGCUGGCGCCUCUGCCCACUACAAGGGCAACGCCACGGUCGUCACCGAGGUCGUUGACGUGUACACCACCUUCUGCCCGGCUCCCACCCAGAUCACCCACGGCACCAAGACGUACACCGUCACCGCGCCCACCACUCUGACCAUCACCGACUGCCCUUGCACCAUCACCAAGCCGGUCAUCACCACCUCCUCGGUUGCCUGCCACACCUGCGGUGGCUACACCAACAGCACCGCUCCCACUGGUGUUCCCUCCACCGCCGUCCCUCCCCCUGUCGGCACUGGCAGCGUCACCCCCGUUGUUCCCCCCACCGCCGUUCCCACCGCCGGUGCUGGCCGCCUGGCCGGCGCUGGUCUGGCUGGUAUUGUCGGUCUUGCUGCUUUCGUCCUGUAA